AGAGCAGACUUAAUGGCGGCAUCCUUGUUGCAAAGUUUGCAUACGACACUGUUAUUUAAGUAAAAUAAACAAGCUUAAAACGUGUUACUUGCAGGCUUCACAAUGCCAAGGGUGACACGGAAAACACUGACUGAUAGUCCAACCCCAUCUCGGAUGAGUCCACGGGCUACCACUAAGGCAUCUACUACAAGUUCUCGAGCUCCACGAUCCACUGCAGAGUCCCCAGCUCCUUCACCAAGCACAUCAGGUUCUAGGUCUCGAUCAGCAAGAAGCAGAGGUGCAGAGAGUCGGUCAGAACCCGAAGUAGCUGAUGUAGUGACGAAGCCAACAAGAGGACGUCAACAGAAACAUGGUGAAGGAGAUGAUAAUGUCGUAGAGAAGGGUCGCAGUCGUAGCCGAGCCAAAGCUAAAGUUGAGGAAGAAACAGAAGAGGUUGCAGCUGAACCUGCACGAGCCAGUGGGCGGAGUCGAAGUCGAGGAAAACCUGUUGAACCAGAGGCUGAGACAAAAAAAGAGGCAGCUAAUAAUACCAGUAGUCGAAGUCGUGCUAAAGCAAAGGCAGAAGAAAGCAAUAAUGACAAACCUGUGGUGGAAUCAGGAAGAGCUGGCAGAAGUAGAGUGAAAGCACCUGCAAAGACACCAGAUGAAAAACCGGCAGAAACUGGGCGAGGCAGUAGAAGCAGGUCCAGCAAUAAUGAAAAGGCUGAAGAGUCUACUCCAACAAAUAGUAGAAGCAGGAAAAGUGCUAAACAAGUUGACAACACCCCUGAGGAAGUUGCAGAGACAAGCCAACCAAAGAGCAGAAGCCGAAGCAGAGGUAAAGCUGCCGAAACUAAGUCUCCAGAAGCUGAGGUUGACACAGGCAGAAGGAGCCGAAGUAGGGGCAAGCCUGUUGAGAGUCCAGUCAGUGAAUCUGUCGGAUCAAGUAGAUCGUCCAGUAGGAGUCGAACUCCUAAGCCUGCUGCGGAAGAUGUUGUUGAACCAGCAGUGGAGGAAGACAAGGGCAGGGGCAAAUCUCAGGCUAAUGGGAGCACCAGAGGCAGCAGCAGGAGAAGGUCUUCGGGCAAGGUUGAAGAUCCAGGUCCAGCUGAUGACACAGAGAUGACUCCUCCAGGGAGACGCAGUGGAAGAAAGCAAGCAAAACCAGAAGCUAAUCAGACUAGUCCUACAAAGAGACGACAGAGUGGGAGGAAGAGUAGCACUCCAGAUAAUGACAGCGAGAUGCCAAUGGAUCAAACUGACAAACAAGCUGUGGUUCAGUUGACAAAACUGAGAGAUGAGGAAGUAGAAGCAGAAAGGAAGUCUCCUGUCAAAGCUGCUGAGGAAGAAGCCACAGAUAAGGAAACUGUGGACGAGGAAGCUAGCAACGAUGAAGUUGUUCAAGAUGCCAAGGAAGAAACUGUAACAAAAGAAAAAGAAGAAGUCAAAACUGUCGCAGAGGAAAUUAAGUCUACAGAGGAUAAAGUACCAGAUGAGCCAAUGGAAGAGGAGACAGUUAAGCCAGAAGCAAAGGAUGAAACAGAAAUAACUAAACCUGAAGAAAAUGAGGAAAAACCUGUUGAAUCAGAAGAAAAAGUAACAGCUGUCAUUAAGGAGGCUGAAGCUACUGAAGAGACGCUCCCCAUCGCUGAGGACAAGGAGUCUGAUAAAGUAGAUGGUGCUUCAGCAGCAGCUGAACUUACCAGCCAGAAGACAACACUUCAAGACACUGAACCAGAACCAGCAGAGACUGACAAGUCUCAAAUAUCUGAGGAUAUCGUUGAAGGAAAGGAUGAGAGGGAAGUUGAAAGCAUUGUUGAGAAAAUGGAAACAGAUGAAGUGGAAGAAACUCCAGCAAAGAAAGAGUCAGCACCGUGCAAUGGCACUUUGUCAAUCCCAGAAGUCCCAGCAGACCCCGAACAAAGUCAGGAAAAACAAAACAUUACAGUUUCUCAUGGUCAGAAAAGAAAGUUAGAGCAUGAUGAAUCCUUUGAAGAAAACGAGAGCAAACGUGUGUGUGUAGAGAGCCCAGUUACACAAGAUACUGAAGCUGGUGACAUGGAGGUCUCGCAACCUGAUGAUGAUAAAGCAAAUGAGGAAAUUGAGUCCCGUACAUCACAGCAGCCUAUCAUUGAACCAAUAUCUGAUGUGUCCAGUGCAGAAGAAGAACCAACACCUGCUCCAAUCACUUCCAGCCAAGAGCCUGUUCAAGCAGAAAAAACAUACAGCCUCCUGUUGAAAAGAGCACAGAGCCACCUGCACCAGAGCGUGAAGUACCUCUGAUUGAGAUAAGCAAAGAGCCGUCAGUUGAGAUAAGUAAAGAGCCAUCAGUUGAGAUAAGCAAAGAGCCUUCAGUUGAGAUAAGCAAAGAGCCUUCAGUUGAGAUAAGCAAAGAGCCAUCAGUUGAGAUAAGCAAAGAGCCUUCAGUUGAGAUUAGCAAAGAGCCUUCAGUUGAGAUGGGGGAAGUGUCUCCAGCUGAGACAGGUGAGGAACCUUCAGUUGAGAUAAGCAAAGAGCCUGCUGUUGAGA
Haliotis rubra (blacklip abalone) is the source of this 2508-nucleotide messenger RNA. Its product is annotated as serine/arginine repetitive matrix protein 2-like. The record is from RefSeq and is a predicted model, not a curated record. The transcript is spliced from 4 exons. The coding region runs from base 103 to 2262 and encodes 719 amino acids. Lineage: Eukaryota; Metazoa; Mollusca; Gastropoda; Lepetellida; Haliotidae.